Molecule: messenger RNA, 904 nt
Organism: Phalacrocorax carbo (great cormorant)
Lineage: Eukaryota; Metazoa; Chordata; Aves; Suliformes; Phalacrocoracidae
Source: RefSeq, a predicted model, not a curated record
UUGCCGGGGCGGCGGGGGCGGGCCGUCGGCCGGAAGCACCGGCGGCGGCGGAUGGAGGCUGAGGCGGAGCGGGCGGAGGCGCCGCGGCGGGGGGGCGCCGCCGCCGGGGUACUAAAGAUGGGCCGUCGAGCCCGCCAGGACUUCUUCCCAGGUGAAAAUCUCAGCAGAAAGAAUUCCUCGUCUGCUUCUCUUGGAGAGGGUCCACCACCUAAACCCCCACGCCGACAAGGAGGCUGGGCAGAUGAUCCUGUACUGGCACCUACCAAGUCAGGAAGAAAGCAUGCAGAAGAAGUAGAAGACCAUCGUCUCAGACAGCAGAGCCUGGAGACAUCAGAUGAUGGAGGAGACAUUCCUGUGAUCCCUGACUUGGAGGAAGUCCAGGAGGAAGAUCUGGCCAUGCAAGUGGCAGCUCCCCCCAGUGUGCAGGUGAACCGAGUGCUGACCUACCAUGACCUGGACAAAGAUCUUAUGAAGUACGCUGCCUUUCAGACUCUGGAUGGAGAGGUUGACCUGAAGCUUCUCACCAAAGUUCUGGCUCCAGAGCAUGAACUACGAGAGGAUGAUGUCAGCUGGGAUUGGGACCAUCUCUUCACAGAGAUAUCCUCAGAACUAGUGACUGAGUGGGACCUGGGACAGUCUGAGAGAGAGGACCACUUCAGUCUGCCCUAGAGCACUAGCACACCAGACAUCUCAUAUAUGCAUCCCCUGUAAAUAGGUUAGCACUUUAAUUUUCUAUUCACUUGUUUGUAUUUGAGAAUUUAUUUCAGACAUGAAAAUAAGUAGGACUUUGCUUCAUAGGAAAACUGGCUCGGGAGAAGUGUUGGGUAUUUUGUAAUAAAAAUCUUUGUUCUCAAAAUAGAUUAAGAAUUCUAAACACAAUAAAAUAUUUACUUACGAACAGUCA